This is a messenger RNA of Ruditapes philippinarum (Manila clam), 6473 nucleotides long. Its product is annotated as transmembrane protein 62-like. The transcript has 14 exons. Bases 5 to 1921 code for a protein of 638 amino acids. Gene Ontology annotation, molecular function: hydrolase activity. Lineage: Eukaryota; Metazoa; Mollusca; Bivalvia; Venerida; Veneridae. The record is from RefSeq and is a predicted model, not a curated record.
CAAAAUGAAAGUAUUAGCUUUAAUUAUUUUUGUUACAUUUUCCCUCUGUUUGUUGGCAUUUGUUUCUUAUACAGUUCAAAAUGACAUUGAAGAUAGGAGAGGAACAUAUAUUUCAUAUAAAAACAUUGCUCUUGGAAAGGGAUUUGAAAGGCUAUUUUGGUUUGUUCAGGUGACAGACAUCCAUGUAAGUCGUUACAGAGGCCUUGAUAGAGCACCAGAGUUGAAGAAAUUCUGUGAUACUCAUUUAGCUUUAAUUAAACCAAAGUUUGUUAUAGCCAGUGGUGAUUUGACUGAUGCUAAGUUCAAUGAUUUGAAGGGUUCUAAGCAGUUUAUAGAUGAGUGGCAGACCUAUCAUAAUACUAUUAAACAUUGUCAGGAUAUUGUCAACGUUUGGCUGGACCUACGAGGAAACCAUGAUGCAUUUGACACACCUGAUUUAGAUCACAGGGACAACUUAUUUAGGCAAUAUUCAUCCCAGGGAAAGGACCAUAGUAGCUCAUACAUAUACCACCACACAGAGACAUUUGGCAAAUACUCAAUAGUUGCUGUAGAUGCUAGCCCUAAUCCUGGUCCUAAACGCCCCUUCAACUUUUUUGGUUAUAUAAAAUCUGAUGGUGAGAAGAUGAUAGAGAAUUAUUUAAAUGAAAGCAGGACAAGUAACAUGACAAUAGCAUUUGGACAUUAUCCUACUUCUCUGAUAGCCACACAGACUGGUAAUAAUAUCAGACAUAUAUUAAGAAAUGUGACAGCAUACCUUUGUGGACACCUGCACACCUUGGCAAGAAUUGUACCUAAUAUGUAUGCCAGACAUAAGACAGGAAUGUUAGAGCUUGAACUAGGAGACUGGAGAGAUGAAAGAUUGUAUCGUAUACUAGCAGUUGACCAUGAUAUGUUAUCUAUUGUUGAUGCUGUAAAGGACAAAUGGCCUGUUGUCAUGGUAACUAAUCCUAAAGAAGCUUCACUGAUAGCACCCCUUCAUGAACCAUUAUAUCUUAUGAAUCAAUCUACACAUAUCAGGAUACUGGUGUUUACUAAUGGAAAUGUGAACAAUAUUGAGGUAUAUAUAGAUGAUAAACAUCAGGGAAAAGCUCAACAUUCUGAUGGUCCACUGUUUGUGUUACCAUGGCAACCAUCUCUUCUCUCUCCUGGUGUGCAUUCUAUCAGAGUUGUUGUUCAAGAUUCUGUGAAUGGGCGUCAUGUUACACAACAAUCAUUUUCUCUAGAUGAGACCAGUCCAUUACUGCCAUUUAAAGGCAGAUUUAUAUUGAUGAUGGACAUUGCUGCAGUGGCACAAACAGUUUUCUUCUUGACUGUGACGGUGUAUGUAUUUGUCCUGAUAUUGUUAAGAAAGUGCAAUAAUAUAAGAUCUCAUCUGUUUACAGUGCAAGGAAGAAUAUAUGAUCCAUUGUUAAAGUUUUAUAACAAUUGGUUACACAGGGUAUGGUUAGUUACUCAAACAACUAAAUUAUUCUACAGUGUUGUAGGAGCUGCAUUAUAUGUCACAUUUGGUCCAUGGCUUAUUGGAGAGAUUUUAGAAGGUCAUACUGGUAUAGUGUUUGUAUGGGGCAUGUUUGUUAAUGGCAGUUACCUCCCUGUAUGUCUCACAUAUUUCUACGGUCUAUUUCAGUUGAUCACUUUCAACAUACCAUUGACAAUGUGUCUAGGAUACAAUCUGCAUUAUUUACAAGGAGGACACAAGAGGAAGAGUUUCUGUCAUAGAGCCAGACACAUUUACUUCCCUUUUCUAUCUCUCCUUGUUUUCCAGACUUAUAUAGCACUUUCAGAGUUCCCUGCAGCUUAUGGUACAAGAGCUUUAGUCCUAGGGCCAGUAAGAACAGGAUCUGUGAUAUUGGCUGUAGUACUUUUCUUAAUAGCUAGAAAAACCAAUGUUAAUUCCCUUGUGUGUAGUCAUACCAACUGAACAAAGUCGUGUGAUAAUUUUGAUUUUAUUAUUAAUUUAUUACACUAGUAUAAAACAGCUUUGAGUUCACAAAGUGAAGAUGCCUGUAUAGUUUUUAUGCCACCACAGUAUCUGCGAUGCGGUGGCAUAUAGCGAUUCAUGUGUGUGUGUGUUUGUAUGUAUGUUUGUGUGUUCUAUAGAUUAUAUAUAGUGAACUUAAAAAAGCUUCUUGUGAAAAACCACUAGUCCAAUUUCAACCAAACUUGGCAGGAUUGAUCCUUGGGUGAAGGGCUUCCAAAGUUGUUCACAGAAUUUCAUUCCGUGCAGAAAUCUGGUUGCCAUGGCAACCAAAAUGAAUUAUAAGAAUAAAUUUAAAAAAUCUUCUUGUAAAGACCCACAGGGCCUAGAGCAUAGAUAUUUUGCAUAAGGCAUUGUCUGGUAGACCUCUAUCGAGAUUGUUCAAAUUAUAGCCCUGGGGUCAAAAUUGGCCCCGCCCUUGGGGUCUUUGUUUUUUACUAUAUGUACAUAUAGUAAAAACUUAAAAUACCUUCUUGUCUGAAGGUACAAGGCUUAUAGAUUUGAUAGUUGGUAUAUGAUAUCAUCUAUAGGUACUCUACCAAAGUUGUUCAAAUUUUGCCUCAAGCGUCAAAAUUAGCCCCGCCCUGGGGGUCAUAGGUUUUCCUUUUAUGUAUAUAGUAAAAUCUUAAAAAAAUCAUCUUCUCUCAAUUGACAAAUGCUAGAAGUUAGAUAUUUUGCAUGAUACAUUGUGUAGUGAACCAUUAGCAAGAUUGUUCAAAUUAUAGCCCUGGGGUCAAAAUUAGCCCUGCCCCGGGGUCAUUGGUUUUCACUAUGUACAUAUAGUAAAAAAAUCAAAAAUCUUAUUGUCUGAAGGUACAAGGCUUAGAGCUUUGAUAUUUGGUAUAUGAUAUCAUCUAUAGGUACUCUACCAAAGUUGUUCAAAUUUUGCCUCUAGUGUCAAAAUUAGCCCCGCCCUGGGGGCCAUAGGUUUUCCUCAUAUGUAUAUAGUAAAAACUUAAAAAAAAUCAUCUUCUCUAAAUUGACAAAUGCUAGAGGUUAGAUACUUUGCCUGAAACAUUGUGUAGUGAACCUCUAGCAAGAUUGUUCAAAUUAUAGCCCUGGGUCAAAAUUAGCCCCGCCUCGGGGGUCAUUGAUUUUCAGUCACUAUGUACAUAUAGUAAAAAAUUAAAAAUCUUAUUGUCUGAAGGUACAAGGCUUAGAGCUUUGAUGUUUGCUUUAUAAUAUCAAACAUAGGUCCUCUACCAAAGUUGUUCAAAUAUUGCCCCUGGUGUCAAAAUUCGCCCUGCCCGGGGGCAUUGAUUUUCAUUAUGUACACAUAGUAAAAACAGAAACUAAAACAAAUGUUUUCUGAAUUGGAGAAAGUUACAGCUUACAUAUUUGACAUGAAAUGUUGUUUGGUGGACCUGUAUCAAGAUUGUUUGAAUUAAACCCUUGGGUCAAAAUUUUUCCUUGCCUUAAGGGGACAGGGACUUUCUUGUCCUUUGAUGUACAUCCAUGAAAUUUGGACUAUGUGCAGAGUUUUAGUUGUAAAAUUGAACUUUGAUAUCAAGUGACCUAGAUUUUGAUGAUGUGACCUACAUGUACUUUCUUGUCCUUUGAUGUGCAGCUAUGAAAUUUGAACCAUGUGCACAGAUUAAGAUGUAAAGUGAACUUUGAUAUCAGCUGGCCUAGAUUUUGACCAAGUGUCUUACUGUGUUGUCCUUUGAUGUACAGUCAUGGAAUUUUGGCCAUGUAAAAUAUGACCUUCACCACCAAAUUCACAAGACUCAACUGCAUUGAUAGAUUCCUACUCUGAUCUUUUAUUUGAAUAACAAUAGAUUUAACUACUAAUCUGAUAAUAAGAAUUAGAUAGGUCAGUGAUCUAUGCACUAUGGCAAUCUUCAAUUGUAUAGAAACAAAAAAAAUCUGUUCCUACAUUACUAUUUAGUGUUGUACAUGUAUUAAUGCGGUGGCAUAGCAUUUUUCACAAAUGCAAUCUUGUUUUUACAUUUUGUAUUUUGAUUUUGCAAUUCCAACAUGAAAAAUCUGUAAUGCAGGAAUGUCAGAAUAAUACAUAAAUUUGUGCAAAUGGUCUUGAAAAAUAGAAGUUUGUAAAUAAGGUUAAAAAAAUAUAAUGCAGGAUUUUUUUUCUGGUCAUUUCAGGAACAUGGCCAGACCCCCAGAAUUUGGAAUCUUUACAAUUAUUAAUUUAGACAAAUUGUGCUAAAAACUGACAACAUAUUGCACACAUCAAAUAAGACAAAGAAAUCAAAUAUUUGGUGAAAUAAACUCGUUUUAUAUUUUACUCAUAAGCACAUAUUACAAUUUGGAUUGCAAGAUUACAUUUUUCUAUGGCCCAGUGGUGUUAAAUGUAACAAAGUGAAAAUAAUUAUUUUUUAUUUUUUCAUUCCUAGAAUUGAGAAUUUUCUUGAAAUUGGAGAAAACAUACUUUUUUGUUAUUGGGAACAUGAUCCAAUGUCAGUCAUCAAAAUGUGUAAUGUCUAAGCAGCCACAAGCAAUCAUUCAUUUUUGUCUGUAUGAUUUACUAUUAGACAUAUAUAGAUCCAUUAACUUACAAUGUCGAUAAUUUCAGCCUUACAUUGCACAAAGUUGUUGUUACUGUUGCACAAUGCAGAUAUUAUUUUCACAUUCCUUUGUUACACACAAUAUACUCAUUUCCAUACUUAUGACUCUUUGCAGCUUUAAAGUUCUAGCUCUGUUUAACGUUCUAGUUCUGUUUUAACUAAACCACUCUCCAUCCAUCGUCCAUUUGCUAUUUUAUUGCCCACCUCCCCAAUCCAAACCACCCUGAUCAUAGUUUACAUAAGGCUGUAUACAAAUAACUUUGCCAUGUCAUGCCCCAUCUUGUUAUUUUAUACAAUGUAUAUGAAAUCUGUAAAAGUUUUAAUUUAAAAUAUGUGUCAAAUCUAGUAGGCUAAUUUUCCUAACUCAUUUUAUUUUGACAAAUUAAAUACAUCUUUUUACUUACAUGUAGUAAUAUGUUGUGCAAUUGUUAUUUACUUUGAAAGCUUAUAGAUGUUAUCCUGUUUUGAAUAAAAUUAUAGUUAUGCCCCUUUUAUAAUUUCAUUUCUUAUGUUUUUAUGGGGCUCUGUCAAAGUUUGUUACCUGUUUCAAACCUGAUAUGAGAAUACAAAAUAUUUUCAUACUAUUUCAAUGUUGUCAUUCAUUUGGCCAUAGACAUUUUCUUUUUAAUUGUCUUUUAUCAAGCCAACUUUUGGGGUUAUGAAUUGCAUUCAGAGUAGUUCUAGUAUAUAAAUAUUGGUUGGGGGGGGGAUUUAAAAAAAAUUCUUUGAUGAACAUAUUAAAAAAGGGAGAUAUUUAGUAUAUAAACUCAUAAUAUUAUGUUCUUUAUACAUGUAUUGGCUUUAAUCAAAAUAAGUGGGGGUAUGGAUAUUGACCCUUGUAUUGAAGAAUGAAACAGUACACUGUAUAUAUUAACAUUAAAAAAAGCAUCAAAGUUAAAACAGUGAUCAAUAUGUACCAAAGGAUAUUAUUGACUCAGAGAGUAUUUUUGUGAUAGAUGUAGUUCAUAAUUAAAUGAAUGACUUCACUUAAUCCAUUUGAAAUUCAUGUGACUUAUUUAUUGUGUAAUAUCAUCAUAAUUUCACAGCACCAGCCACUGAAUCAUAUUUAUAUUGAUAUUUUCUAUGAAGAAAUUAUUAUAUAAAACAUCACUUGUGCAUAACCCAUGUUCAUAUAUUUAUCAGCUCAUCAGCUUUAUUGCUUUAAUAAAAUACAGACUGUGAAAUAUGGCUUUUAAUCAAUAAUUUACUUCUUUGAAUGGAUCAAUAGGUUUUUGAACUUUCUUAGAUGUUGACACCAAGGAUUUAUACAAUGCAAUAAGUUAUUAAUUUUCUUUAUUGGUUAGACAUGUUUUGAACUGCAUGAAAUGAAACUGUGGAACGAAAUCAUUCUUCAUGGUUUAUUGUCUUUUGUUAUAUUGCAUUGUCUACUCAUUGUAAGUAAAGUUGACGAAUAGUGUUCUAGUUUUUACAUCAUAUAUAUAUUUAGCAAUCUAACAUCUAUUGGAAAUGCAAUAGAAAUUCCCCAGUAACUAAUAUCUUAAAAUUAAGUGAAUGAUCAAAGUUUUUGUUUACAUAUUUUUUGUUGCUAAAGCACAUGAAAUACAUUUUGUUUGUAGCUUUUAUAAAGAAGAAACAAUCUUCUUUUUUCACCGAAUUCCAGAUACAGGGACUUAGUUUAAAUAUUCAGACAAAAAAAACCCAAAAAACAACAACCAAAAAUAAUACUUGUUUCUUUACCUUUAAUAGAAGAUAGCUGAUAGAUUUCCUUGUUAACGUAAGGUGCUUACACCUUAUUGAUGGCACAUACCGUAUUAAUUAAGUUAGUUAUUUUGUUAUUGAUAACAUAAAAAUGACAAUGUUAAGUUUUGUUUAGCACCAAUAUAAUGUAUUGAUCAAUGAGGAUAAUUAAAACACACAGAUUCUUCUAUCAUCAUGUAUGUUGCAGUAUUGUUACUAAAUAUUUCAUAAUUCAUUUAUAAGUAUUUCUUUAUUUUGAUUAAAGUUUUUAA